This is a messenger RNA of Ciona intestinalis (vase tunicate), 2209 nucleotides long. NCBI's taxonomy places the organism in Eukaryota, Metazoa, Chordata, Ascidiacea, Phlebobranchia, Cionidae. The record is from RefSeq and is a predicted model, not a curated record.
AUGAGAGUCUAACAUAACAUGCCAAAACAUAUUAAAACAUAAUAUUUUAUUUAUCUUUAUGAAAAUGAUUGUGCAAAUCAAAUUAUUGAAACAAGAGAGCCUAGCUCCAAUGCAUGGGCACGUACCAUUACAAAAUGAUUAUUAAAGAAGAUGUAUCAAUACGCAUGGUACGCCUUUGGGACUGUUUGUUGAACUUAAAAUUUACAUUGAACGUUAAUACUAAUCACAUGAUCUACAACCAAAAUUAAUGUUUUUAAUAGUGACCAUGAGUUGCUUUCAUAAAUCGCUUAGUACUAAAGGGGGAGUUGGUAUAGGAAAAGUAGUUUUAAUGCUUCCCCGUUCGUGUUGUAAUAUUAUGAUGCCGCUGUAUUAAACGUUAGGCGGAUUAUCUAUCUCAUUCUCCCAACGUUCAAUGACGCGAUAACGGCUGUUCUGAUUUGUAUUUUAGCGUCUUGAAAUGCGGUUGUUUAAGCUUCGGUUCGAGGCUUGACCGCGGUACUCAAAGUUUAUAGCAUGGUGUUUAUAGUUCAUAACUAUGUUUUAUUUCUACUGCCCUGAGACGUUACCAAAUCCAAAAAAUACAUUACUGAUGUGUGAAACUUAUCCUGGUUUGCUUUGUAACAAUUUACUCGUUAAUUAGGUGAUUUUGUCCGCUAUGGUUCAUAUAAGACCCAUGGCGUUCUGAAAUUUAUUUACUGCAUCGAAUGCAAUUAAUUAGUUAGGGUACAUUUGAGACAUACCGCUUUUGUUUAAGCAAGAAAACAUUUGUUAUUAAACUUUACAUUUACCUUUAGAUCCCCCAAAUAAGCUUUUCCUGUGCUAUACGAUACAUAUAAUUUAAAAACGACAUUAUUAUGUUAAUUGCAACUAUAAUUUGAUAUAUAAAAAAAAUAUUUUAAAAGACUUUAUUAAACUACGAUUCUUGUGAUGAACUCGCAGUAUAGUAACGUUGGGCAGUUGUAAUAUGAUUUACCAGAUAUUCAAUUUGACUACCUUUUUUAUCACGAUUUUUUCAGUAACUGAUAGAAAUGUAACAACGAUUAGUACCAGUAAGAGAAGGACAUAUUCUUACGUGGCUUAAGUCUGAGAAGCCAGGAAGCUGGAAUAAAUAAAAAAAUACUUAACAACAGUAAUCACCAUUGACACGUGAUUUGUUGGUUUUACGGUAUCAUUAAACGAGGGCCAGUAAAAUAAGAUUUAAAAUAAGAGAAGAGUGAUUCAUCUGGCCUUGCGUUCCACCUGGCUCUACUCUACCACAAAUAUAUACAUACAUAACUUUAAUAUAAAUAUACACAAACACGUUCACUGAAAGGCAGAAGAGAGAUAAAUUGUUUAAUUUAUUAUAUCUUUUUAGGAUUUCACACUAACAACUUGAUAGCAACUAUUUAAGUCGUGGUAUAAACAAAUUAAUUCGAUUAUAGACUUGGUUGCCGCAGGCUAUCACGAAGUAGCAAACAAGGGAACCUUAAUCCUAUGCCGAAACACGAUUUUACAUUUCUUUUUUUGGAAUAAAUGCAACUCAUUACAUGUCUUAUUCAAACGAGAAAAUACCUUGGGUGUAACAAAGUUUAAACGACGAGCAGUUGAGAUUGCAGGUAUGGAUUGUAGUUAAAGUUUCAUAAUACUACAAACUUGUAUUCACAUGGAGGCUAAUGAAACAAUUGCUGCAUACUUAGUGGAACUUUGCCGACAGAAAGGUUGUGUACAUGGCUCCUGUAUUGUAAGAGGAAACGACACAAUAUUUUGCGAAUGUUCCAGGGGUUUCAUUGGAACAAGAUGCGAGGAAACUUAUAUUGACUUUAGCAAUAAGAGUCAAAACAAAGGAUCGCAAGCUAAAGUUGUGGGCUUUGCUGCUGUUGGCAUUUUUCUUCUUCUUGUGCUGCUGAUAGCAAUGUUCGCCAUUUGGAAGCGGUGCACAAAAAAUCACCACAACAGACAGUGGGUUCGAUGGCAAGAGUCACGUCUUCAGUCAAGGUCAACAAUUGAAGGUUCGACCUUCGACUCCGAUGUUCGCGAACUUCCGUUAACAAUAAAUAAAAAGUCAAUAUUUCCUAUAAACCUGUUUCGAAAGCUCCGUUUAGUUGGGUCGAAGUCACACAACACGAGACAAAAUGUAAAACGAAAGGAAACAUACUGUGAUUCAAAUACGAUUGCGACUGUAUCAGGAACAUUACCAACCGAAAAACAAUUUCAUACGACGUGUAAUUAA